Exserohilum turcica Et28A is the source of this 1161-nucleotide messenger RNA. RefSeq lists its product as uncharacterized. Gene Ontology annotation, molecular function: oxidoreductase activity; zinc ion binding. The record is from RefSeq and is a predicted model, not a curated record. The transcript is spliced from 4 exons. NCBI's taxonomy places the organism in Eukaryota, Fungi, Ascomycota, Dothideomycetes, Pleosporales, Pleosporaceae. Bases 1 to 1161 code for a protein of 386 amino acids.
AUGUCGAGCGACAAGAUGAAAGCAGUUCAUUACGAGGGCCCGUUCAAGGUCUCGGUCAAGGAUGUCGAGAUACCCAAGAUCCAGCAUCCAGAUGACGUUAUUGUCAAGGUCACGACGGCAGCCAUAUGCGGUUCCGACUUGCACAUGUACCAAGGGCGUACCGCAGCCGAAGCUGGUCUCGUGUUUGGCCAUGAGAAUAUGGGAAUCAUUGUCGAGACUGGAUCUGGUGUAACGCUCUUGGAAAAAGGAGACCGGAUCGUAUUGCCAUUUAAUGUUGCCGAUGGUAGAUGCCGCAACUGCGAGGAAGGCAAGACGGCUUUCUGUACCGGUGUAAAUCCGGGUUUCGCGGGCGGCGCAUACGGAUAUGUAGCCAUGGGACCGUAUCAAGGUGGCCAGGCGCAAUAUCUUCGAGUCCCGUUUGCUGACUUCAAUGCGCUCAAAUUGCCAAAAGGUACCGAGCACGAAGCCGAUUUCAUUCUACUUGCAGACAUCUUCCCAACGGGAUGGCACGGGCUGGUGCUCUCUGGUUUCCAGUCUGGCGAGAGUGUUGCCGUUUUCGGUGCAGGUCCUGUUGGCCUAAUGGCGGCAUACAGCGGUGUGCUACGUGGUGCCAGUAAGGUGUUUGUUGUCGACACAGUGCCGGAACGUUUACAGGCGGCGGAGAAGAUUGGCUGUUUACCCAUUGACUUCAAGAAGAGCGAUCCUGUGGAGCAAAUCAUCAAGCUAAAUGGCGGAAUGGUCGAUCGCGCCGUUGAUGCUGUCGGAUACCAGGCAGUAGACGCGUCGGGUAGUAAAGAGAAGCCGAAUAUCGUCCUUGACCAGCUCAUCAUGGUCACACGUCCGACCGGAGGCCUAGGUAUUCCGGGGCUAUAUGUACCAGCCGACCCAGGGGCGCCGGAUGAACAGAGCAAGAAGGGUCAGAUUCUGAUCUCAUUCGGAAAGCUUUUCGAAAAGGGUCUGCAUCUUGGAACCGGACAAUGCAACGUCAAAGCCUACAACCGGUAUCUUCGGGACAUGAUUGUUUCGGGCAAGGCAAAGCCGAGUUUCGUUGUAUCGCAUGAGAUUAACAUCGAGGAUGCACCAACGGCGUACGAAAAGUUUGACAAGAGGAUUGAAGGGUACACGAAGGUGUUGAUUCAUCCGAACGGCGCCUUGAACUAG